Molecule: messenger RNA, 1552 nt
Organism: Macrobrachium nipponense
Lineage: Eukaryota; Metazoa; Arthropoda; Malacostraca; Decapoda; Palaemonidae
Product: glutamate receptor ionotropic, delta-2-like
Exons: 10
Coding region: 36-1517 (493 amino acids)
Cellular component (GO): membrane
Molecular function (GO): ligand-gated monoatomic ion channel activity
Source: RefSeq, a predicted model, not a curated record
UGCUGAAGACCCACUUGGUCACGUGGAUUUUGCUAAUGGAAGGAAGCGACGCCCACGGCAGCGUUGCCAUACUUCAAGAGUUUGUCAACGAAGGCACACUAGUAAUUAUCUUUGUAAAGAAUUCUGAUGGAGAUCUGGUUUACUACCUUCCUUCAGUCGAUACGUAUGGAAUGACUCGAUUCAAGAAGAAAGGCCGGUGGGAGAGCACAAAGGACUUGAAGGAGAUAUUGUCUUCGGAGCCUCAGGAAACCUAUAAUCUGAGUGGACGCCAUUUAAAGCUGGCCGUCAAGGAAUUCCUCUUGGCAAUCCAACUGGGCAAACCUAGUCCUCCUGAUGGGGGCAUCAAGACUAUCUCAGGCUUUGACGGAAAUCUCAUUAACAUCGUCAGUUCAGCUCUGAAUUUUUCAUUCAAAGCGUAUAUUCCACGCGAUAAUGUAUGGGGAGAUCUUUUGCCGGAUGGGAACGUUACGGGUAUUAUUGGAAUGGUGGCUAGGCGAGAAGCUGCUCUUGGAAUGUCGGCACUGUCAUUUUCAGAGACCAGAGAAAGUGUUAUAGACUUCACUUGCCCUUACUCGAGUGGCAGAUACUUGUUACUGUCAAGGUCUCCAAAGGAAAAGAACAGGGCGGUUGCCAUUCUCAGUCCGUUUACGUCCCAGAUUUGGGCUUCUGUUACCUCGACUCUUUUGCUAAUGGGACCUGUCGUAUACUCAGUCUCGUAUCUCUUAAAUAAGGUCAUGGGAGCUGAGGUGAAGACUGAUUUACAGUGGUUUCAGUUUAACAUAUUUCGAAGUUUCGUCAAUCAGGGCAACUCUAUGAAGGAAGACGCGUUGCAAAUCAGACUUGUCCUUUUAUCCUGGUUUUUCUUCUGCUUCAUUAACGCAGCCCUGUACUCAAGUAUGCUGACAGCUAGCUUGGCCGCCCCUGCUUACGAAACUCCUAUAGAUUCCCUAGAGGACCUCCCUAGAGCCAUCAAGGAAGGAUUUACCCUUGGUACUUUGGGAAACAGUAACUAUGAAUCUUUGUUCAAGACCGCUACUGGAGGGCUUUUCAAACAGACCUGGGAGCUAUUCAAUCAUAAUGACAGAUCAAAGAGUUUUGUUGACAACAUGGCUGCUGGUGUACAACGGGUUUUAAAGGAGAAAUUUGUGUUCAUUACAAGUGAUAACUACGCUCGUGCGUUCGUGCAGACGCUGGGAGAGGGGUUGUUUCACCUCAGCAGAGAAAGGCUUUUUCCAUCUUACGUCGGGUUUGUUUGCCAGACGGGUUCUCCCAUCACAAAUCAAAUCACUCGUGUAUUGCUCAGAUUGACAGAGUCUGGCGUAACUGAAAAACUUGCUGCCGACGUUUACAGACAACUACCACUGGAUCCAUCAGCUAGAAAGAACAAGGUCGAGAACUUGUCCAUCACCUUAACACACCUCCAGGCUGCAUUUUAUAUGAUAACCCUGGGAUCAGUGGUAUCCGCCCUGGCCUUCGUAUUGGAGAGGUUCACGUUCAGUGGUAUUGCCACAGCCUAAAAUCAGCUUAUUAAUUCUAUACUAAGAUCUGUAAC